AUGAUUGUUACUACUCCCGGUGUCCGGCUCAAUACAGUUUCUACUACUACCACGACAACUCAAGAUCCUUUCUUGGUGACCGACGAACAAUCGGUCAUGUCAGAUGAACUGUUAACACCAUUUUUGGACUUACGCAACAUAACAUUUGACCUUAGCCACUCAGAGUUUAACAUUUUCAACAACCACAACUGGCAGAUUUGCAUUGUUUUUAUCUACAUCCUGGUCAUUGCGAUCAGUCUAGCUGGCAAUGUGCUUGUUAUCCAUAUCAUUUUCCGAAACAAGCAUCUGCACAAUGUCACCAACAUCUUUGUUGUAACCCUAGCGAUAUCAGACAUCGUUCUGUGCGUCUUUUAUCUUCCUUUCCAGUUACACUACCAGCUGACUGAUAACUGGUUUUUUGGCAGGUGGUUAUGCCAUGUGAUCAUGCCGACGUUUGCUGUUCCCGUGCAUAUUUCUACCCUGUCUAUUUUGGUCAUUGCUGUCAAUCGCUACAUUCUCCUCCUGCCCCCAUUUAAGCAACGCAUCACCCCACAUUGUGCUUUUAUUCUUCUUAUAAUUAUUUCUCUUUUGUCAUUUGCACUUUCUGUUCCAUUAAUCUUCUUUGCAAAACUCUAUGCAAUUCCUGACAAUUCCUUAAACAUGCACUUUGUUUACUGUGGCGAGGCGUGGCCAUCGAUACCUCUACGCAGGGCAUACAGAGCCUGUGUCUUUCUCUUUCAGUUCUGCCUCCCACUGCUAAUCACAGUCUUUCUCUAUUUUCGAAUAUAUUUCAUUCUUAAACGGCGUUCGUUUAAGAAACUACAGAAUAGUCAUCGCCAUCGGACAAAUAAAGCGCUUAUGACCAUUGUUCUGUUAUUUACAAUCUGCUGGUUACCAUGGAACAUUUUUGUUCUGCUUGACGAGUUUGAUUACGAAGUUGUACGUGGCAAGUUCUUCAAGCUUACCGACCUUCUGCUAAAAAUACUGGCCAUAAGCUCUGCUUGCAUCAACCCAAUAUUGUAUGCUUGGCUUAACGACAACUUUCAGAAAGAGCUUGAUCAUAUUGUUGGAAAUUCUUCUUCUAAAGAUGAAGACUGCCUCCCAACAAAAGAGGGUCAUACUCUGCUUCAGCCAAGUCCGUCUGCUACGCAAGCAAGCAGCACCUACAGCGAAAAUUCUACAACUAAUUUCUGUUGA
Messenger RNA from Acanthosepion pharaonis, 1176 nucleotides. NCBI's taxonomy places the organism in Eukaryota, Metazoa, Mollusca, Cephalopoda, Sepiida, Sepiidae. The record is from the annotation of a GenBank genome assembly.